GCCUGGCUCGACGCUGGAGGGGGGAGAAGCAUCAUGGUUCAACGUGGGUCAAUUUUUUGUGAAUGAGGAGGGGAGAUUGUGGGGCCGCCGCCGCGGAGCACCGUCCCCGCCGCCGCCCGAGCCCGAGCCCGAGCCCGCGCGCCCGCCCUCGCCGCCGCCGCCGCCGCCCGAGCAGCCUCCCAGCCUGGGCCCCCGGCGGCGCCGCGGCCGCGUCCCGGCUGUCGCAGCCCGAGCCCGAGCCCGCGCGCCGGCGGGUGGCGGCGCAGGCUGAGGAGAUGCGGCGCGGAGCGCCGGAGCAGGGCUAGAGCCGGCCGCCGCCGCCCGCCGCGGUAAGCGCAGCCCCGGCCCGGCGCCCGCGGGCCAUUGUCCGCCGCCCGCCCCGCGCCCCGCGCAGCCUGCAGGCCUUGGAGCCCGCGGCAGGUGGACGCCGCCGGUCCACACCCGCCCCGCGCGCGGCCGUGGGAGGCGGGGGCCAGCGCUGGCCGCGCGCCGUGGGACCCGCCGGUCCCCAGGGCCGCCCGGCCCCUUCUGGACCUUUCCACCCGCGCCGCGAGGCGGCUUCGCCCGCCGGGGCGGGGGCGCGGGGGUGGGCACGGCAGGCAGCGGCGCCGUCCGCCGGUGCGGGGCCCGCGCCCCCCGAGCAGGUUCAUCUGCAGAAGCCAGCGGACGCCUCUGUUCUCCUUGUGGGUUACCUGGCUCAUGAGACCUUGCCGGCGAGGUUCGGCGCUUGAACGUCUGUGACCCAGCCCUCACUGUCCCGGUACUUGUAUGUGUUGGUGGGAGUUUGGAGCUCGUUGGAGCUAUCGUUUCCGUGGAAAUUUUGAGCCAUUUCGAAUCACUUAAAGGAGUGGACGUUGCUAGCAAUGAGCUCCCAAAGCCAUCCAGAUGGACUUUCUGGCCGAGACCAGCCAGUGGAGCUGCUGAAUCCUGCCCGCGUGAACCACAUGCCCAGCACGGUGGAUGUGGCCACGGCACUGCCUCUGCAAGUGGCCCCCUCGGCAGUGCCCAUGGACCUGCGCCUGGACCACCAGUUCUCACUGCCUGUGGCAGAGCCGGCCCUGCGGGAGCAGCAGCUGCAGCAGGAGCUCCUGGCGCUCAAGCAGAAGCAGCAGAUCCAGAGGCAGAUCCUCAUCGCCGAGUUCCAGAGGCAGCACGAGCAGCUCUCCCGGCAGCACGAGGCGCAGCUCCACGAGCACAUCAAGCAACAGCAGGAGAUGCUGGCCAUGAAGCACCAGCAGGAGCUGCUGGAACACCAGCGGAAGCUGGAGAGGCACCGCCAAGAGCAGGAGCUGGAGAAGCAGCACCGGGAGCAGAAGCUGCAGCAGCUCAAGAACAAGGAGAAGGGCAAAGAGAGUGCCGUGGCCAGCACAGAAGUGAAGAUGAAGUUACAAGAAUUUGUCCUCAAUAAAAAGAAGGCGCUGGCCCACCGGAAUCUGAACCACUGCAUUUCCAGCGACCCUCGCUACUGGUACGGGAAAACGCAGCACAGUUCCCUUGACCAGAGUUCUCCACCACAGAGCGGAGUGUCGACCUCCUAUAACCACCCUGUCCUGGGAAUGUACGACGCCAAAGAUGACUUCCCUCUUAGGAAAACAGCUUCUGAACCGAAUCUGAAAUUACGGUCCAGGCUAAAGCAGAAAGUGGCCGAAAGACGGAGCAGCCCCCUGUUACGCAGGAAAGACGGGCCAGUGGUCACUGCUCUAAAAAAGCGUCCGUUGGAUGUCACAGACUCCGCGUGCAGCAGCGCCCCAGGCUCCGGACCCAGCUCACCCAACAACAGCUCCGGGAGCGUCAGCGCGGAGAACGGUAUCGCGCCCACCGUCCCCAGCAUCCCGGCGGAGACGAGUUUGGCGCACAGACUUGUGGCGCGAGAAGGCUCGGCCGCUCCACUUCCCCUCUACACGUCACCAUCCCUGCCCAACAUCACGCUGGGCCUGCCUGCCACCGGCCCUUCCGCUGGCACGGCGGGCCAGCAGGACGCCGAGAGACUCGCCCUUCCCGCCCUCCAGCAGAGGCUCUCCCUUUUCCCCGGCACCCACCUCACUCCCUACCUGAGCACCUCGCCCUUGGAGCGGGACGGAGGGGCAGCGCACAGCCCUCUUCUGCAGCACAUGGUCUUACUGGAGCAGCCGCCGGCACAAGCGCCCCUCGUUACAGGCCUGGGAGCACUGCCCCUCCACGCACAGUCCUUGGUUGGUGCAGACCGGGUGUCCCCCUCCAUCCACAAGCUGCGGCAGCACCGCCCGCUGGGGCGCACCCAGUCAGCCCCGCUGCCCCAGAACGCCCAGGCUCUGCAGCACCUGGUCAUCCAGCAGCAGCAUCAGCAGUUUCUGGAGAAACACAAGCAGCAGUUCCAGCAGCAGCAACUGCACAUGAACAAGAUCAUUCCCAAGCCAAGCGAGCCAGGCCGGCAGCCGGAGAGCCACCCGGAGGAGACGGAGGAGGAGCUCCGUGAGCACCAGGCUCUGCUGGACGAGCCCUACCUGGACCGGCUGCCAGGGCAGAAGGAGGCGCACGCACCGGCCAGCGUGCAGGUGAAGCAGGAGCCCAUUGAGAGCGACGACGAAGAGGCGGAGCCCCCGCGGGAGGUGGAGCCGGGCCAGCGCCAGCCCAGUGAGCAGGAGCUGCUCUUCAGACAGCAAGCCCUCCUGCUGGAGCAGCAGCGGAUCCACCAGCUGAGGAACUACCAGGCAUCCAUGGAGGCCGCCGGCAUCCCCGUGUCCUUCGGUGGCCACAGGCCUCUGUCCCGGGCGCAGUCCUCACCCGCGUCUGCCACCUUCCCCGUGUCUGUCCAGGAGCCCCCCACCAAGCCAAGGUUCACGACAGGCCUUGUGUAUGACACGCUGAUGCUGAAGCACCAGUGCACCUGUGGGAGCAGCAGCAGCCACCCCGAGCACGCCGGGAGGAUCCAGAGCAUCUGGUCCCGCCUGCAGGAGACAGGCCUCCGGGGCAAAUGCGAGUGCAUCCGCGGACGCAAGGCCACCCUGGAGGAGCUGCAGACGGUGCACUCGGAAGCCCACACCCUCCUGUACGGCACGAACCCCCUCAACCGGCAGAAACUGGACAGUAAGAAACUUCUAGGCUCCCUCGCCUCCGUGUUCGUCCGGCUCCCCUGCGGUGGUGUUGGGGUGGACAGUGACACCAUAUGGAACGAGGUGCACUCGGCAGGGGCAGCCCGCCUGGCUGUGGGCUGCGUGGUAGAGCUGGUCUUCAAGGUGGCCACAGGGGAGCUGAAGAAUGGCUUUGCUGUGGUCCGCCCCCCUGGACAUCACGCGGAGGAGAGCACGCCCAUGGGCUUUUGCUACUUCAAUUCCGUGGCCGUGGCAGCCAAGCUUCUGCAGCAGAGGUUGAACGUGAGCAAGAUCCUCAUUGUGGACUGGGACGUGCACCAUGGAAACGGGACCCAGCAGGCUUUCUACAGCGACCCCAGCGUCCUGUACAUGUCCCUUCACCGCUACGACGAUGGGAACUUCUUCCCAGGCAGCGGGGCUCCUGACGAGGUGGGCACAGGGCCCGGCGUGGGUUUCAACGUCAACAUGGCUUUCACCGGCGGCCUGGACCCCCCCAUGGGAGACGCUGAGUACUUGGCGGCCUUCAGAACGGUGGUCAUGCCGAUCGCCAGCGAGUUUGCCCCGGACGUGGUGCUGGUGUCAUCAGGCUUCGACGCCGUGGAGGGCCACCCCACGCCUCUCGGGGGCUACAACCUCUCUGCCAGAUGCUUCGGGUACCUGACGAAGCAGCUGAUGGGCCUGGCUGGCGGCCGGAUUGUCCUGGCCCUCGAGGGAGGCCACGACCUGACCGCCAUUUGCGAUGCCUCCGAAGCAUGUGUUUCUGCCUUGCUGGGAAAUGAGCUUGAUCCUCUCCCAGAAAAGGUUUUACAGCAAAGACCCAAUGCAAACGCUGUCCGCUCCAUGGAGAAAGUCAUGGAGAUCCACAGCAAGUACUGGCGCUGCCUGCAGCGCGCAACCUCCACAGUGGGGCGUUCUCUGAUCGAGGCUCAGACUUGCGAGAACGAAGAAGCCGAGACGGUCACUGCCAUGGCCUCGCUGUCCGUGGGCGUGAAGCCUGCCGAAAAGAGACCAGACGAGGAGCCCAUGGAAGAGGAGCCGCCCCUGUAGCACUCCCUCGAAGCUGCUGUUCUCUUGUCUGUCUGUCUCUGUCUUGAAGCUCAGCCAAGAAACUUUCCCGUGUCACGCCUGCGUCCCACCGUGGGGCCCUCGGAGCACCCAGGGACACCCGGCGUGCGACAGCCACGGGAAGCCUUUCCGCCGCCCAGGCCCACAGGUCUCGAGAUGCACAUGCACGCCUGGGCGUGGCAGCCUCACGGAACACGGGACAGACGCCGGCGACGCGCAGACACACGGACAUGCGGAAGCCAAGCACACUCUGGCGGGUCCCGCGAGGGACGCCGUGGAAGAAAGAAGCCUGUGGCAACAGGCGGCCGAGCUGCCGAAUUCAGUUGACACGAGGCACAGAAAACAAAUAUCAAAGAUCUAAUAAUACAAAACAAACUUGAUUAAAACUGGUGCUUAAAGUUUGAUUAUUACCCACAACUCCACAGUCUCUGUGUAAACCACUCGACUCAUCUUGUAGCUUAUUUUUUUUUUAAAGAGGACGUUUUCUACGGCUGUGGCCUGCCUCUGUGAACCAUAGCGGUGUGUGGUGGGGGGUCUGCACCCGGGUGGGGGACAGAGUGACCUUUAAAGAAAACAAAACUGGACAGAAACAGGAAUGUGAGCCUGGGGGAGCUGGCUUGAGUUUCUCAAAAGCCAUCGGAAGAUGCGAGUUUGUGCCUUUUUUUUAUUGCUCUGGUGGAUUUUUGUGGCUGGGUUUUCUGAAGUCUGAGGAACAAUGCCUUAAGAAAAAACAAACAGCAGGAAUCGGUGGGACAGUUUCCUGUGGCCAGCCGAGCCUGGCAGUGCUGGCACCGCGAGCUGGCCUGACGCCUCAAGCACGGGCACCAGCCAUCAUCUCCGGGGCCAGGGGCUGCAGCCCGGCGGUCCCUGUUUUGCUUUAUUGCUGUUUAAGAAAAAUGGAGGUAGUUCCAAAAAAGUGGCAAAUCCCGUUGGAGGUUUUGAAGUCCAACAAAUUUUAAACGAAUCCAAAGUGUUCUCACACGUCACGUAACGAUUGAGCAUCUCCAUCUGGUCGUGAAGCAUGUGGUAGGCACAGUUGCAGUGUUACGAUCGGAAUGCUUUUUAUUAAAAGCAAGUAGCAUGAAGUAUUGCUUAAAUUUUAGGUAUAAAUAAAUAUAUAUAUGUAUAAUAUAUAUUCCAAUGUAUUCCAAGCUAAGAAACUUGAUUCUUAUGAAAUCUUGAUAAAAUAUUUAUAAUGCAUUUAUAGAAAAAGUAUAUAUAUAUAUAUAUAUAAAAUGAAUGCAGAUUGCAAAGGUCCCUGCAAACGGAUGGCUUGUGAAUUUGCUCUCAAGGUGCUUAUGGAAAGGGAUCCUGAUUGAAAUUCAUGUUUUCUCAAGCUCCAGAUUGGCUAGAUUUCAGAUCGCCAACACAUUCGCCACUGGGCAACUACCCUACAAGUUUGUACUUUGAUUUUAAUUAUUUUCUAACAGAACCCCUCCCGUCUCCAAGCCUUCAUGCACAUAUGUACCUAAUGAGUUUUUAUAGCAAAGAAUAUAAAUUUGCUGUUGAUUUUUGUAUGAAUUUUUUCACAAAAAGAUCCUGAAUAAGCAUUGUUUUAUGAAUUUUACAUUUUUCCUCACCAUUUAGCAAUUUUCUGAAUGGUAAUAAUGUCUAAAUCUUUUUCCUUUCUGAAUUCUUGCUUGUACAUUUUUUUUUUACCUUUCAAAGGUUUUUAAUUAUUUUUGUUUUUAUUUUUGUACGAUGAGUUUUCUGCAGCGUACGGAAUUGUUGCUGUCAGAGUUUAUUUUCAGAAAGUGAGAGGAGGGACUGUAGGUCUUUUUGGAGUGACACCGAUUGUGUCUUUCCUGGUCUGUCCUAGGAGCUGUAUAAAGAAGCCCAGGGGCUCUUUUUGACCUUCAACACUAGUAGUAUUACGAGGGGAGGUGUAUUUUUCCCCUCCGUGGCAAGGGCAGGGAGGGUCGCUUAGGAUGCCCGGCCACCCUGGGAGGCUCGCCAGAUGCCGGGGGCAGUCAGCGUUAAUGAAACUCAUGUUUAAACUUCUCUGACCACAUUGUCAGGAUAGAAUUCUAACUAACUUCAGUUUUCCAAAGACCUUUUGAGCAUGUCAGCAAUGCAUGGGGCACACGUGGGGCUCUUUACCCACGGGUUUUUCCACUGCAGCCACAUGGCCAGCCCUGGAUUUUGGAGCCUGUGGCUGCAAGGAACCCAGGGACCCUUGUUGCCUGGUGAACCUGCAGGGAGGGUAUGAUUUCCUGACCAGGACAGCCAGUCUUUACUCUUUUUCUCUUCAACAGUAACUGACAGUCACGUUUUACUGGUAACUUAUUUUCCAGCACAUGAAACCACCAGUUUCAUUCCAAAGUGUAUUGGGUUCAGACUUGUGGGCAGAAGUUCAGACACACCGUGCUCAGGAGGGACCCAGAGCCGAGUUUUGGAGUCUGGUAAAGUUUACAGGGUAGCUUCUGAAAUUAACUCAAACUUUUGACCAAAUGAGUGCAGAUUCUUGGAUUCACUUGGUCACUGGGCUGCUGAUGGUCAGCUCUGAGACAGUGGUUUGAGAGCAGGCAGAACGGUCUUAGGACUUGUUUGACUUUCCCCUCCCUAGUGGCCACUCUUUGCUCUGAAGCCCAGAUUGGCAAGAGGAGCUGGUCCGUUCCCCAUUCAUGGCACAGAGCGGUGGCAGGGCCCAGCUAGCUGGCUCUUCUGGCCUCCUUGGCCUCAUUCUCUGCACAGUCCUCUGGGGAUCCUGCCACCUGCCCUCUUACCCCGCCAUGGCUUAUGGGGAGGAAUGCAUCAUCUCACUUUUUUUUUUUAAGCAGAUGAUGGGAUAACAUGGACUGCUCAGUGGCCAGGUUAUCACUGGGGGGACUUAAUUCUAAUCUCAUUCAAAUGGAGACACCCUCUGCAAAGGCCUGGCACGGGGAGGCACCUUUCAUCUGUCAGCUCACUCCAGCUUCACAAAUGUGCUGAGAGCAUUACUGUGUAGCCUUUUCUUUGAAGACACACCCGGCCCUUCUCCACAGCAAGUGUCCAGGGCAGAUGGCAGAGGAUCUGCCUCGGCAUCUGCAGGCGGGACCACGUCAGAGAGGGUUUCUUCGUGUGUUCUCCCUGUGGGUCCUUGGACCUUUAGCCUUUUUCUUCCUUUGCAAAGGCCUUGGGGGCACUGGCUGGGAGUCAGCAAGCGAGCACUUUAUAUCCCUUUGAGGGAAACCCCGAUGACGCCACUGGGCCUCUUGGCGUCUGCCCUGCCCUCGCGGCUUCCCGCCAUGCCGCAGCGUGCCCACGUGCCCAUGCCCCACCAGCAGGCGGCUGUCCCAGAGGCUGUGGCCCGCUGGGACCGGCCGCCCCUCCCCAGCAUCCCAGGGCUCUGGUUCUGGAGGGCCACUUUGUCAAGGUGUUUCCGUUUUUCUUUACUUCUUUUGAAAAUCUGUUUGCAAGGGGAAGGACCAUUUCAUAAUUGGUCUGACACAAAAGCAAGUUUGAUUUUUGCAGCACUAGCAAUGGACUUUGUUGUUUUUCUUUUUGAUCAGAACAUUCCUUCUUUACUGGUCACAGCCAUGUGCUCAUUCCAUUCUUCUUUUUGUAGACUUUGGGCCCACGUGUUUUAUGGGCAUUGAUACAUAUAUAAAUAUAUAGAUAUAAAUAUAUAUGAAUAUAUUUUUUUAAGUUUCCUACACCUGGAGGUUGCAUGGACUGUACGACCGGCAUGUCUUUAUAUUGUAUACAGAUUUUGCACGCCAAACUCGGCAGCUUUGGGGAAGAAGAAAAAUGCCUUUCUGUUCCCCUCUCAUGACAUUUGCAGAUACAAAAGAUGGAAAUUUUUCUGUAAAACAAAACCUUGAAGGAGAGGAGGGGGGGAAGUUUGCGUCUUAUUGAACUUAUUCUUAAGAAAUUGUACUUUUUAUUGUAAGAAAAAUAAAAAGGACUACUUAAACAUUUGUCAUAUUAAGAAAAAAAGUUUAUCUAGCACUUGUGACAUACCAAUAAUAGAGUUUAUUGUAUUUAUGUGGAAACAGUGUUUUAGGGAAACUACUCAGAAUUCACAGUGAACUGCCUGUCUCUCUUGAGUUGAUUUGGAGGAAUUUUGUUUUGUUUUGUUUUGUUUGUUUCCUUUUAUCUCCUUCCACGGGCCAGGCGAGCGCCACCCGCCCUCACUGGCCUUGUGACGGUUUAUUCUGAUUGAGAACUGGGAGGACUCGAAAGAGUCCCCUUUUCCGCACAGCUGUGUUGACUUUUUAAUUACUUUUAGGUGAUGUAUGGCUAAGAUUUCACUUUAAGCAGUCGUGAACUGUGCGAGCACUGUGGUUUAAAAUUAUACUUUGCAUCGAAAGGAAACCAUUUCUUCAUUGUAACGAAGCUGAGCUUGUUCUUAGCUCGGCCUCACUUUGUCUCUGGCAUUGAUUAAAAGUCUCCUAUUGAAAGAAAAAGCAAGCGAACAGUUUUUGUUUGUUUGGUUUUUUUGCUGUGUGUGUUCCAUAGUGGAGGCGCUGUAUUUUCCUUGAUAAGAAUGACAAACAUAUAUAAUCUAUCUAUCUAUCUGUCUAUCUAUAAAGGGGGCUUGAACCUUACUCACCCAAGAGCUUCUUACGGAAUGCGGUAGAAAACCAAGUUGUAACGACACUGUAACCUGCCUGAUGCCUGUUCGCGCCCGGCGUGAGCUGCGCACUGGCCGUGGCCACCAUUCACCUCUGUAAUUUAAUCCGUUUCUCUUGGAUUGUCUGGACGUGCCCGAUGGUUCUUUCUUUUGCUCAGUGGAGUUGGAGGUUUUGUGUUUGGUUUUCUCAUUCUUGUCUUGUUUUGUGUGAGUGGAUUUUCACUGACCAAUGAUAUCCUCUUCUGAUGGUCAACUUCUUUCCACUUCACUGGAGUCCAGUAUUCUGUACCACAUCACGCAACGUGUUAUCUUGUGGUGUAAAUAAAGACUGCGUUACUUGCCCUCCCA
Symphalangus syndactylus (siamang) is the source of this 9039-nucleotide messenger RNA. RefSeq names its product histone deacetylase 4 (gene HDAC4). NCBI's taxonomy places the organism in Eukaryota, Metazoa, Chordata, Mammalia, Primates, Hylobatidae. Gene Ontology annotation, molecular function: histone deacetylase activity. The record is from RefSeq and is a predicted model, not a curated record. Gene Ontology annotation, biological process: negative regulation of transcription by RNA polymerase II.